Molecule: messenger RNA, 3200 nt
Organism: Scylla paramamosain (green mud crab)
Lineage: Eukaryota; Metazoa; Arthropoda; Malacostraca; Decapoda; Portunidae
Product: histone-binding protein N1/N2-like
Exons: 14
Coding region: 1555-1878 (107 amino acids)
Biological process (GO): DNA replication-dependent chromatin assembly; CENP-A containing chromatin assembly
Cellular component (GO): nucleoplasm
Molecular function (GO): histone binding
Source: RefSeq, a predicted model, not a curated record
CAUUCUACACGCCUGAGCCCAGACCGAGACCCAGAGAAAUGUAAACAGGCACGAGUCAGACUUGAUAUAACGCUGAAUUUGUUGCUUUUUAGAGGGGCAGUCGGUCUGUACAUGCGUGAGGUGGCGAGGGGCGUGGCCAGGGGGCGGCUAGUAGCGUGUGCCACCAUGGAAAUAUGUACAGACAUAAAGAAGACGCCCUCAAGAAAGACUACCCCAUCCCCUGCCUCCCGCUGUGCCCCACCCAGACACCACGGCCCAGCAGUGACGCCAUUCCACCUGCUACACGACGCUGGCUGACGCACUCCAGACGUGGCAGCAACAGGAGGUGGAGGGCAGGAGCAAGAGUCAGAUGGAUGGCGAAGGAAGGCAUGAUGGCGGAGCUGGUGGCUUUGGAGGGUGUUCGUGCAGGGUACCUCGGCAGGGUCUAGAUUAGAGCAAAUGGAUGAUGAGAGACUAGUAAGGUGUUUGUGUGGAAUAUUAGGAGUAGCAGUUGGGGGAACAAGUGUGUUAGGAUGGUAAUAAAGAAUGGCUUGGAAACUAGUUGUUGGGCUUUUGAGGGGUUGAGUGAAGCCUUGUUGAGAGUGAUGGAAGUAGGAUUGUCAGAAAUGGAGAGGGCUUACAAUGUUAUGUAACUAAGUGGACAAGUGAGAUAGACAGAGUGAUCAAGCACAUGGGACUGAGCGAGCCAAGUGUGGAAAUUCUGGGAUGGAGUGAGCCAGGUGUGGAAAAGUGUGGAAAUUGUGGGAUUGAGUGAGCCAUGUGUGGAAAUUGUGUAGAAAAGUGUGGAAAUAGUGUGGAGAAGGUGUGGAAAAAAUGUGGAAAUUGUGGGGUUGAGUGAGCCAGGUGUGGACAAGUGAGAUAGACAGAGCGAUGAAGCAUGUGGGGUUGAGUGAGCCAGGUGUGUGCGUCACUUGGGGAUGACUGUGAGCUAACCUGGGACCAAUGGUUGAUGACGCUCACUGAUGGAAUUAGAAGCUGCAUGAAUUGUUUAUGUAGAUUUUAGAAGCUGUCUCAAUUGUUUGUGUAGAUCUGAAGCACUUACUUUGAAUUGAAGGCUUGGACCAUGUAAUAUCUUUGUAAUUCUUCUGUAUCUCUGUCAUAAGUUCCUUAGAUAACUCACUACUGUUUUUGUCUCUAUAUAAUAAUAUGUACAUUUACUCAAACUGCAUUUCCUUUCAGUGUGCAGGUUGGCAGUAAACCUCCCUGAAGGUUCCAGAACUGCUCACCAAGUGUCCAGCCCAGCCUGUCACAAGACUAUGUGACAGUGGACCUUCCACUCAUACUGAAAACAGCUGUGCACUGCCACUCACAGGAAGUGGUGACCACUCUAGAUUGAGUUGUCUUGAAGCUGAGAUGAGUUGGUCGGGUAAUGAGUGACUUGCAUCAAGUGACCGUGAGGUGUUGGACGUGAUAUUGUGUUAUUGCAAGUGUAACCAGUAAUAAUUCACACAGCAAGAAGCCAAGGACCCACCGAGGCUGUCACUUGGAAGAGGUCAUUGUUGUUGCAUCCAGCAUCCCAGCCUGACUGCCUAGACAGGUCCCGCAGGUUGCUGAAUGGCAGAGAUGCAGGCUGCUCCACAGCAAGAUCAGCGUUCGACCGUUUCUCUAGGGGCAAGCGACACCUCCUGGUGGGGGACUUCAAAUCUGCUGUCGCUGCCUUCGAGGUGUGUCUGUUGCUUAGGUGUGGAGGCAACAGAGUCCCUGGUGGAGCUGUGUGGGGAGCAGGCGCCCGAGUGUGGUGACGCGUACUGCCGCUGUGGCCGUGCAUUGCUGGAGCUGGCACGCAAGGAGGCAGGGGUGCUGGGGCCAGAUCUGGAUGGUGCCAGUAGUCAGGAGGGAAGCACAGGGGAAGAGGAGGACGAGGAGGAAGAGAGUUAAGAGUCACAAGAGGAGGAGGAAGGUGGAAAGAAAGAGGAAGGAGAGGAGGGAGGAGGAGGAGGAGGAAGAUGGAGAAGGAAAGGAGAAAGAUAAGAAGGAAGGAAAUGCCGCAGAAGGAGAAGAGCAAUAAGAAAUUAGAAUUGACAGAGAAACCAGACAAGGGACUGCAUUUGAAGAAGCACAAGAACCAAGAAAUUUACAUAGCUUUCAUUUUGGUUUACAUUCUGAAAGAUAGAAAUCAAAAACGUCACAAGACAGAAUAGUGAGCUGCAUGCACUUAUCACAGAGUAUAAAGUCACUCCCUCAGAGGAAAAAGACAAGGAUGGCAUGUCUUCAUGUGAGAACUCAGAAGCUAAAUGUACAGAUACCAAGGGGAAAUUGCUGGGUCAAGUGGCUACACUGACAUCUGAGGUUAGCAGGUUGGAGAGUGAGUGCAGCAGUCUUCAGGUUCAGCUAGACUGUGAGAGGGAUAAGUAUAACAAACUGCUGGGAGAAUCUCUUGCUCAUGAAAAGUUGUCUGAAGAUGUCAUAACUGAACCAAAAGGAGAAACAACAGGAUUGGGAGGAACUGAGCUUUAACAGAAGCUGCAACAACUGCAGGAGGCUCACAGGGUCCUGGAGAGCAGGUUAACUUGCAGCAUGAAGGAGGUGGCUGAGCUAAGUGACAGGAAGUAGCAGCUUGAGCAUGCUGUAGUGCAUGAGAAGACAGAGUCCAUCGGUGACUACAUCACCAUCUACCAGUUGCAGUGAGGAGUGAUGAAGUAACAAGCUCGAGAACGCGAGUUAGACCUUGCCAGCCUCCAUCAUGAAUGAGAGGAAAUGAAGCAAAACCACUCUGCAGGAUUUGAUAUCAAAGCUGGUGCAGGAAAAGGAAGCAGAUCAUGACCUUCAGCAGCUCGAGAAGAUAAGCAGCGUCCUUAAGAGUCCAGUUGCUAUCUUUAGCAGUGUUGGAACCAGUGAGUCUGAGACACCCACCACCAGUGGAAAGGUGGCUGACGAGCGCCUCAAGCACUCUGAAAAGGUGGAGCAACAACAAGAAACAGAAAAUUGCAUCCAUCAUUCUUUGCCUGAGGAGGGAAUUGAUGCUCCGUUGACCCUUCACACUGAUGUCCCUCAUGAGGAGGGAGAAUAUGAAUCCUACAGAACUUGCCCAUAGGAAGACCAAAACUGUUACUGCUGCCACACUGCCACCACUUCCACUGACACCAAAAGCCCAACUGUGCAGAGAAUCCUGGACCUCCGCAAUGAAAUGGAGUCCACCAGUCACCUGGAGCACUUUAGCCUCCAAAAGUUCCAUCCGUGGUCCAUUGUGUUUGGGUAAA